AUGAUGCUGAUGCUUUCUCUUCCUUUCGUUUUCCACCACGCGCACAGUUUGGGUGAACUUGCGCAAGUGCAGGUUGAGAAAAGUCUGCGGAAAGUCUGCGCGCCUCCACUCGCACCUCCUGCAGCGGGGAGGAGGCGCAGGGAAACCCAUGACUUCCGCCUCUUUCCUCCGCCCGCCUGCCACUAUAAAAGCGCACGCAGCCGGCGGCGGCUUCCACCUUUGCGGUGGAUGUCAGACUCGGACAUGGUCACGCUGCGCACUGACACCGUGAUGGACGCGGAGGCUCAGAGGGAGGUCGGCCCCGGCACCGGCCGGGGGCGCGCCGGCUGCGUGCAGCUGUUUCUGCUCGUGGCCGUGAUCUUGCUCUUCCUGGCGGUGUCGGCGGUGGCUGCCGGCGGGGUUCUGGUGGUGAUGGAGCUCCGACACGAACUGGAAACCUCUCGAACGACGUUCAAGUCCGAAACAGCGGAGAAAUCCACGGGAGAGCCAGAAGCGCCGCCGGCCUACAAGAUGCAGAACUUUGCCUACCUGCGGGCCACCUUCAGUGAGUUGCAGACCUCCACCAUGACCUGGGCUCCUGUUCAUUACGGUGAAGGCAUUUCUGUAGGAAGCCACUUCAUCUAUGACAAAGACCAGCAUUAUCUGCAUCCCAAAAGAGAGGGAACCUACUUCAUAUAUCUUGAUCUACACUUCAAUUGCACCUACAAUUGCAAUGAAGGCCACAUCAGCAUGCAUGUGGGUGACAAGCUCAGCUGUGAGGUGCGGCUUCCUGCUGUGGCAGAUGAACGACCUGUGAGCAAGAAGUGCUGGACUGUGACCUGGAUGGAUGGGACAACAAAACUGUCCGGUCAAAUGACUGUACGCCCAGAUGGACCGAAAAACUGGAAGCUGGACGUAAAAAGAUCAGGAUUAGGGAUGAUCCUCGUGGACUAAGGUGGGAUCUGUAGUACCACCACUGUCUAACAUGACCUCAGUACACAGAAAAGUGUGUAUUUUUCUGAAAUCCAGUAGGUGAAAUUGCACCAGCACAAGUGCUGUUUUCAAGGCUUUGCACAGACUUUUUAUGAACUGAAGAUUUAACAAUCUGAAGCUCACGAUGUAAAGUGGACUCUGAGGAUAAGUUCUGAUUGUCUAAACAUGGAAUGGACACAUGCCUGUACACCUCAGUUUUAAAUAUGUAUUAUGCUAAUCUAUAUUUGAUAUUUAUUUGGUGAUCUAUUUAUGUUUCAAACACUGUUAUUUUUAAACAGACUUUUGUCUUUAUGCAGGUACCACUACAUUAGUGUUGAUGUGCAAUAUACUGUAUGUUUAUUUGACCUACAAAGACUUAAAUGCUGUUUUCAUUUCAUAAAUGUUGGGGCCAUGCACUGUUUAAAAAAAUAACUUGGUUUUAUGAGGAAAAUCCUGGCAGCUAUGGCUGCCAGAAAAAUUGUGGUAAAACAAAAUGGGGGGCAGUAAAAAAUAUGUAAAUACACUUUCAGAAAAUACUGCAAAAUUUUAUGGUAUAAAAUAGUUAUAAUGCAAAAAAAAAAAAAAAAAUACAGGGAGAAUGGGCUCAAGACACCUUUGGCCUGUUUGGGAAGUAAGCACUGCUUGGGCCACCUAUUGGUCACAUGGUGUAAAUUAGUCUGAAAUUGGUGUGUGUGUGUGUGUGUAUUACCUACCUAAUUGUAAACACAUGAUUUUUUUUUUUUUUUUCAGAACUCCUCAUCUUAACAUAUUUGUACAAAGACAGUGAAAGUAUUUUCAUAUGUCAAUAUGAUGUACAAUUCAUUAUAUUUUCAGAGUAGGUCUUGUAUGGUGAAAACCUCCCAAGCAAAAUGUCCCAGGUCCAAGGCCGAUUCUCCUAAUAUAGCUAGAGAUGUGUUAGAAGAAGCAGAAUAACAUGAAUCCAAUGCCAAACCUCCUGUGGUGGCCAAAAGCAAAAUGGGAGCAGCACAACAGCAUACAAUGAGUCAAUACUGCAUUUAAAUUCUCAAGAAAUAAUUCAUUUAAAAACAGUAUGAUAAUAUAUUACUGGUAUAAAAUGUGUAUAUAUUUUUUUGUUAAUUACAACAGCUUUAUACCAAAAACAAUUGACAGGUUGUUCUGUUAAGGUCCAAGUAUUUACAUAUUUUUACUGUUGGUUUACUCUGUAAAGCCUAUAAAAAUGACAUGUAAUGUUUGUCUUUUAUCAUGCUCAAAACCCUCAAUAAGCUCCUCAGUGAUGAUGUUUAAUUAUACUGUAGUUGUCAUUUUCAAAAUCUCAUGACAAUGUGAUUGAGUUUGCAAAAUUAAGUUAAAAAUGUUUUUGCAAAUGUAAGUCUUGUGGACAAACUAUGUUGCUGAAUGUAUUAUUGAUGUAAUUAAAGUAUAACGUGUGUAAA
Thalassophryne amazonica is the source of this 2366-nucleotide messenger RNA. RefSeq lists its product as uncharacterized. The transcript has 3 exons. Gene Ontology annotation, biological process: positive regulation of cytotoxic T cell differentiation; positive regulation of activated T cell proliferation. Gene Ontology annotation, molecular function: tumor necrosis factor receptor superfamily binding. Lineage: Eukaryota; Metazoa; Chordata; Actinopteri; Batrachoidiformes; Batrachoididae. Gene Ontology annotation, cellular component: plasma membrane. The coding region runs from base 1 to 933 and encodes 310 amino acids. The record is from RefSeq and is a predicted model, not a curated record.